UUGCGCUAAAGUCACACGCGGGCACCCGUAGUCCGUGACGUCAUGAACCCGCAUGGCUGAUAUCGGGUGAAUGAACACAACUUUUACAAAGUUGGUAGUAAACAACAACCUUGACAGAGGAUUACUCGGUCCGAAUACACUUCAUCGGCGGUCCCUCAGAGUCCACCGUGCGGGGUCCCACUGAGGCAUGACCAUGUCCCGGUCCCGGUCUCCGGAGGUCCAGGGGUCCAGAGGGACCCUCGUCCCCCAACACCCGGAGGUCCGACCGGAGCCCCAAAUACAGGGGCUCGUCCAAUCGCGUACAUAUAGAGCCGUGCAGACCCCCAGACGAUGGACCUGCGACCGCUACUCGGUCUUGACUAGCGGGGACUCUCCCGGGGACGAGGUCACCCAGGACAUCAUCUGGGACCCCACCUCCCCCACCCAGCCCGGCCCCAGCGGGGGUUCCAGGACCACCAGGAUGGUGAAGAUAUCCGACAUAGUGAACCGCAUCGCCCCCAAGGACGUCCGGCCGGCGCCGUCGCCCCUCUUGCAGUGGAUGGGCGACUGCGGGGUGUCAUGCACCCCCGAGCCCCGGACGCACCGCGCCCGCAGGCGCUCAGUCAGGCAGAGCAGUGUGGACGGCCUGGUGGAGCUGGCCCGAGCCUUCGACCGGAACAUGGAGCGCUCCGACGACCUGGCCGCCGCCCCUCGUCUCCACGACGACCUGGCCGCUGCCCCACGUCCCCACGGCGACCUGGCUGAUGACCCCCGUCCCACCAGCAACCUGGCCGCAACCCCCCCUCCGCUUCCCCCCCCCUCCGAGUCGCAGCGGGUGGAGGCGGAGCUCCGGGCGCUGUUCGACAGCUCCACCCAGAAGGUCAGCGGGGCCCUGAGCCAGGGGGCCCUCAGCGAGGGGCCCCUCAGCCAGGGGUUCAGCGGGCUCCUCAGAAAGGGUGUCAGUGGGCCCCUCAGCCAGGGAGCCCUCAGCCAAGGGGCCCUCAGCCAGGGGGUCAGCGGGCCCCUGAGCCAGGGACCCCUCAGGCCCUCAGACCGGCCCCCGGGGGUGGCGGCCCGGGGCCCGGGGCCGGUGGUCCAGGAUUUUGAGGAUGACUUUGAGGACGACUGGGAGGACGAUGACCUAAUGGACGACUCGCUGGUGGUUGCCACGACCUCAGGGGCUCCCCCGGGGGUCGACUCCUCCUGCCCACCCCAGGGGAGGACUCCCGGACCCAGGGGCGGCCGUCCCGGACCCAGGACCCCCCAGCGCAGCACCUUCAGACUGGAGCCCAACCCAAGGUGUCUGGCACCCCCCGCCUCAAUCAAUCACAGGUCAGAGCGCCUGCCCCCCCCCGCCUCGACCAAUCACGGGUCAGAGCGCCUGGCCCGCCCCGCCUUGACCAAUCAAGGGUCAGAGUGCCUGGCCCCCCCCGCCUUGACCAAUCACAGGUCAGUGCACCUGCAGGCAGUUCAACCUGUCAAAAGGCAGCCCGUUACCACGGUGACGGCGCUAACAAUGGUGACACCAGUAACCAAGGUAAAGCCGGUAACCACGGCGAAGCCGGUAACCACGGUGAAGCCGGUAACCACGGUGAAGCCGGUAACCACGGUGAAGCCUCAGUCGAGCGCGGGGGUCCAGGGCCCCGGGGCCCCGGACGGCUGGUGGGACGAGGGCGGAGACGACCAGCUGCUGCUCCAGGUGUGUGAGGACGUAGAGAAGUUCUCCAACAGCCAGCCCUCCUCGGCCCCUCAGGCCCCUCCCUGUGGGCGGGGUCACCCCAGCACGCCCGCCCGGGGGCGGGGCCUCUCCACCACGCCGGUGGCCAUCGGCCCUGCCCCCCCGCGGGGCGCGGGCCAGCCGCUGGCGUGCGGGUACAGGCGCUCUAACUCGGCCCCGGUGGCCGGCGGGAGGGCUGCGAGCGGCCAGGGGGGGGACGUCCAGACGAAGGGCACUUGGGUCACAGCCGACCAAUCAGCUCUCUCUCAGAGCCAUCCCGGCAGCCAUGUUGGACCACGUCACCUCAGAGACACUCCCGGGACAUUCCGCCCGCAGACGGUGACCUCCAGACCCUCAGGAAACUCCCAUCAUGCAACAUUCAAGAGGCACUUCUCAGACUCCUCCGCCAUCAGCAGCAAAGCGGUGUCGACCGGUCAGGUGAGCGUUCAGUUGAUCUCCAGGUGCUCGGCUGCUGACAUCGAGAGGAAGAAGCAGGAAGCUCUCGCCAGGAAACGCAAGCGGAUGCAGAACUCCCAGAAAAACGAGACCUCCUGAAGAGCUGCUACUGUCCACUCAACCCCCAGGAGGGUGUGUUCUCGUCCAGAUCAGUGAUCGUUGCUCUGCUGGAUUAUUCCUCCAUGCUAUCUGUUUACAUUCCAGUCACAGCGGUUUUGUUUUAUUGCAUCAAACCGUCGUUGUCCGAACUCUCCCCAUGAGGUCAACCCUCCGUUGCUGGGGAUCAAGCCACCAUGUGUUGAAUAGAAUUCCAGAUGACCAGGCUCUUAAGACUAUGACAGCAUGAAGCGCAACACACCUACGGGGAUCCACAAAGUCACCAUCGUCAGGUGGCCAACAUUUCUUUAAAGUCGAUGACCAUGAGACAUCCUGCCAAAUCACUGUUGCCUUCAUAUACGUACUGCUAUGUAGCCAUGCUAGUUAGCCAUGCUAUGUAGCCAUGCUAUGUACCAACGCCGCACUUGCACUGUUUGUACUUAUCUUCGUGAUGGCUAACCCUUUUCGACCAAACCCAGAAUAAUAAAGUUAUUCCACCUU
Gadus chalcogrammus (walleye pollock) is the source of this 2749-nucleotide messenger RNA. It is a transcript of the gene etaa1b, whose product is annotated as ETAA1 activator of ATR kinase b. The record is from RefSeq and is a predicted model, not a curated record. The transcript is spliced from 7 exons. Lineage: Eukaryota; Metazoa; Chordata; Actinopteri; Gadiformes; Gadidae. Bases 188 to 2251 code for a protein of 687 amino acids.